AUGUCAGAGGAAGCACCUCGUAAGCGGUCGCGCUUCGAUCAAACUGAACCUGAACCACGAAAGAAUUCUCGAUUUGAUCGCAGAUCGCGUUCACCUGUCGCAAGAGACCGAGACUCAGAGUCGCGUAGAAGUCGCAGCCCACUAGCAAAGUCGGCUCGGAGUCCAUCAGCAGAGGAAAAAUCCAAGCCAAAGACACCAGUUGAUCCAGCUGCAGCUGCAGCUGCCGCAGCAGCUAGAAUUAAUGCGCAAAUCGAAGCUCGAAGGGGUAUACAACAUGUCGAUGUUCCACCAAUUCAAUCCGCAGACAGCCAUGCCCCUGCCGAAACACCAAAGCCUGCUGCCGCCUCUAGUGGUAAUAGCGUGAGCAAGGUAGAUGGCGACAUCUACAUUGCUGAUGGCGAUUACAUCAAAGACGUUGAAGUCAAUGACUUGAGAAAUCGUUACACACUGACCAAAGGCUCUACGCAAAAGAUGAUCAAAGAAGAAACUGGCGCCGGAAAAUGCUCAUGUUUGGAAGAUGUCACGACUCGAGGAUCCUACUACCCUGACAAGAGCAUGGCCACUGCAGCUAAUCCUCCACUAUACCUUCACGUCACCUCCACAAGCAAAGAAGGCCUCGAGAAAGCUGUCGAGAAGAUCGAAGAGCUCAUGCAGCAGGAGUUACCAAACUUGGUCGAUGAAAGGCGGUUUAGAAAACGGGAACCUGAUUACGAGCGAGAUGAGCUGGGAAGACGCAAAUGGCCCGAAGCCAAAAUUCUUAUCGAUAUGGAGAACAUCCCUGGUUUCAACUUACGAGCACAGGUCGUCGGUCAGGGCGGUGCAUACGUGAAGCAUAUUCAGUCCGAAACUCGUUGCAGAGUCCAGAUCAAGGGCAAGAAUUCAGGCUUCAUGGAACAUAGUACUGGCCAAGAAUCUGACGAACCUAUGUACCUGCACGUAGCGAGUCCGGACCAGGAGCAAGUCGACAAGGCAAAGAAGCUCUGCGAAGACCUCCUAGCCUCUGUGCGACAGAACUACGAGCAUUUCAAAGCGAACCCUCCCCCAGCACGAAUGGAAUCCUACACAGAUGGCUAUGGCGCGGACGCGAAUCGAGGCUCAUAUGGUGGCGGUGGCUAUGGCCGAAGGGAGGAUAGACGCCACGACUCUUACGCCUCCAACAAUCACUCGAGUUAUAGCCAGAACGGCAACUAUGCUGGCACUCCCACAACACCUACUCCUGCUGCCUCACAAGAACCGUCUGCCACUCAAUCUUAUCAGGAUCAGUGGGCAGCAUACUACGCGAGCAACCCUCAAGCAGAUCCGUACGCUGCAUAUGGUGGCUAUCAGGCUUACAUGCAAUACUACUAUUCCUACUACCAACAACAAGGUAUCGACCCUAGCCAAGCCCAGGGAGGAACUCCGCAGCCACCACAAGAUCAUACAGGAGCACCUCCUCCACCUCCUGCCAAUAACGGGUACGACCCCACCAAUCCAGCAGGCUAUCCGGGUGCUCAACAGCCCGGUGGCUACAACGCUGUACCUCCUCCACCUGGGAUGUAG
Molecule: messenger RNA, 1539 nt
Organism: Lithohypha guttulata
Lineage: Eukaryota; Fungi; Ascomycota; Eurotiomycetes; Chaetothyriales; Trichomeriaceae
Exons: 5
Coding region: 1-1539 (512 amino acids)
Cellular component (GO): nucleus
Molecular function (GO): RNA binding
Source: RefSeq, a predicted model, not a curated record